AUGCCACCGCUGCCGGACCGCCAAACAAAAAUUUAUGAGAAGGCAAUUGAUGACGACAAGCUGCUUAUGAAAUUAGAUAUGGAUUUAUGUAAAGGUAAAAUUUCUUUUUAUUAUUACAACUCACCACACAUGAAGUAGUUUUAAUUUCUUUUUUUUUCGGUAGGUAUGAAACGUAAACAUAAGAUAACUGUCGCGAAGGCAAAAAGAGCUAGGAUGGAUUUGGUGAAUUCCUCCGGGAUUUGUCGAAAUCGAUUCUUCUUUCUCUCGUAAAAUCGUGUAAUAUUAUGUGAAAAAUCUCGAAAACAUUCAAAAUUAUAAAAAGUUUCUCUUUUCGACUAAACCAGCUCUAUUUCAAAUUUUCAAAACAAUAAUACAAAAUAACCCCAUUAAAUUCAGUUUGAAACUUGAGGCCACAUAUUACAAACCACAAGUCGAUAAUUUCUCCGAGAGCAGAAUGUUGAAGACCUCCAUAGUGAGAUAGAAGAUAUCGUAAAAAAAAUUCACAAAAUUACUUUUCGAACAGGAUAUUUAUCAAUGACGGGGUAGCGGUUUUUCACUACAGCGUAUCGAUGGGCUUUUAUUAGGUAUAUACAAUUACCAACCUAUGAGAGGUAGUUCGUUUAUCCAGCUUCCCGUCAGUAUACAAAAUAAAAAAGCUGUAAUCAACUCGAAAAAUACAGAUGAAAAAUGUUUUAAAUGGGCAAUAUUAGCGAAAAAUAUCACAGAAGACCAUAGUUACAGAGUAAGUAAAAAAUAUAUCGAGUACGCAAAUAAGUACGACUUUAACGGUUUAACGUACCCGACACCGCUGUCAGACAUUAAAAAAUUCGAAAAAAAUAAUUUAAUCGU
This is a messenger RNA of Cinara cedri, 849 nucleotides long. NCBI's taxonomy places the organism in Eukaryota, Metazoa, Arthropoda, Insecta, Hemiptera, Aphididae. The record is from the annotation of a GenBank genome assembly.